AUUGGCCACACUUAUUUUUCCUUUCUCCUGUACUUAUGAUCAUGGGAUGACGUGUUUGCCAUGGAAUGUUCAGCAUUAAGCCACCACAUGUUUUCCAUGUUAGAGCCUGCCUAACUGAUUCUCAUGUUCAUGUAUAUAUAAAAUAAGAUGAAAUACCCUCAUUUCCUUAUUGAGAUCAGAGCUUAGGAUAAGUGAACCAAUCUCUACAGCUUCUUCCCCGUUGCUGGCUGACCCCAUUUUUGUUCCUUUCAACAUUAUUAUUAGCUUGUUCUUUCCUACAAGAAACCUGUAACUUCUUCGCUUAAUGUCUCUUUGUUUUCUUUCUUAUUCUUCUAUAUAAACCACUGCUUGAUUUCUCUAACUUCAUAGUAUUCUGUGUUCAAAAAUAAGAAAGGAGUGAAAAUGAGGAAGGUUUUCUUAGUUGGUCUUGUAUUGGCUCUGGCUCUUGGAAUCACUGAAAGUUUCGACUUUCAUGAGAAGGAGUUGGAGUCCGACGAAGGCUUGUGGGGUUUGUACGAGAGGUGGAGGAGCCAUCACACAGUUUCCAGAAGUUUGGAUGAGAAAAACAAGCGAUUUAAUGUGUUCAAGAAUAAUGUUAUGCAUAUCCACAACACUAACACGAUGGACAAGCCUUAUAAGUUGAAGUUGAACAAGUUUGCGGAUAUGACAAACCAUGAAUUCAGAAAUACUUACGCUGGCUCCAAGGUUAAGCAUCACAAAAUGUUCCAGGGGGCGCCCCGAGGAAAUGGGAGCUUCAUGUAUGAGAAGGUAGACAGUGUCCCUCCAUCGGUUGAUUGGAGAAAGAAAGGCUCAGUCAACCCUGUAAAGGAUCAAGGCCAAUGCGGUAGUUGUUGGGCAUUUUCAACAAUUGCAGCAGUAGAAGGUAUUAAUCAUAUCAGGACGAAUAAGCUUGUAUCGUUAUCUGAGCAAGAACUGGUAGAUUGUGACACUGUAGAAAAUCAGGGCUGCAACGGAGGGCUAAUGGAUUUGGCAUUUGACUUCAUUACGAAAAAGGGAGGCAUAACAACAGAGGCUAAUUAUCCUUACCAAGCUAUGGAUGGAACUUGUGAUAUUUCAAAGGAGAAUUCUCCAGCAGUGUCGAUCGAUGGGCAUGAGAAUGUUCCUGCUGAUGAGGAUUCACUGCUUAAAGCGGUUGCAAACCAGCCAGUAGCUGUGGCUAUUGAUGCUGGGGGUUCAGAUUUCCAAUUUUAUUCUGAGGGUGUAUUUACCGGAAAGUGCGGCACAGAGUUGGACCAUGGGGUUGCAGUUGUGGGUUAUGGAACAACACUUGAUGGAACAAAGUAUUGGAUAGUCAGAAACUCAUGGGGGCCUGAAUGGGGAGAGCAGGGUUACAUAAGAAUGCAGCGCGGCAUUGCAAACAAGGAGGGACUCUGUGGCAUAGCUAUGGAGGCUGCAUAUCCCAUUAAGAAAUCCUCAAGUAACCCUGGUGGAGAUUCACAUUCUCCAAAAGACGAGCUCUAAUUCAUGUUCACCGUUGUCUUAAGCUCUGCUCUCAAUCUUUAACUACUUAUGUCUUCUGUAUUAAUAGUUACAUGACUCAUGGCAUCAUGAUUCAUCAAGGAAUAAUGUAUUUCUUAAAUUUAAUGUAAUAUAUAUAACAACUUCAUCAAUGAAUAUUGUAUUUUCUCA
Messenger RNA from Mangifera indica (mango), 1650 nucleotides. Its product is annotated as vignain-like. Lineage: Eukaryota; Viridiplantae; Streptophyta; Magnoliopsida; Sapindales; Anacardiaceae. Gene Ontology annotation, molecular function: cysteine-type endopeptidase activity. The record is from RefSeq and is a predicted model, not a curated record. The transcript has 4 exons. The coding region runs from base 403 to 1482 and encodes 359 amino acids. Gene Ontology annotation, cellular component: lysosome.